Hordeum vulgare subsp. vulgare (domesticated barley) is the source of this 914-nucleotide messenger RNA. RefSeq lists its product as uncharacterized. The coding region runs from base 63 to 428 and encodes 121 amino acids. The transcript has 2 exons. NCBI's taxonomy places the organism in Eukaryota, Viridiplantae, Streptophyta, Magnoliopsida, Poales, Poaceae. The record is from RefSeq and is a predicted model, not a curated record.
AGCUUCUCUUCAACUCCUAUUCACACACACACACACACACAUAGCCGAAAACAUCGAACACCAUGAGCUGCAGAAGAAGGAUCAGCGGUGUAGUCCUCGUUUUUGCCUUGCUCUUCUCCCCAUUGCUCACGCCCUACCUUCCCACUGCUUGCGCUCGCCAUGUGGUGGCGCUCGACGCAAAGGAUGGCCUAAAGAUCGGAGGAGGCCGGCACCGGCAGCAUGUGGUUGGUGAUGACGAAGGAAAGGCUGUCCCCGUCGCCACCGCCAGCGGCUCACGGCCAGUUAGGACGGUGGAGAUGCGCGCGGCGAGGAGGCACCGGGUGGACGCGGCGGAGGAGAUGCACGACAUGCUGAGGAGGGACUACGCGUGGAGGGCGAGGGGCCGCAAGCCCAUCCACAACGACGAGCCACGCGACGACGAGCCCUAAGUCUGUCAGUCCCACAGCGCACCUAGGUAUACAUAGUUAGUAGAGUACUAGACUACUAGCAGAAGCUUAGCUACGUACCUAGAGCCGCACGCUCCCUGGUUUACUUAGCUACAGGAUACAUGUAGCGUUAGGUAGGAGUACCCAGAGAGAGAUAUUACGGAAUAAUAAUGCCCUGCUUGGCUAGGUAUACUACUGUUAGCUGGUCAUCCUUAAUCUAGCUAGCAUCCAAGCUGGAUAUCAUCAGGCUUAGCCCCGAUUUGCAAGAACUAGCAGGAAAGAGUUCAUGCGAAGAAGAGGCAGUUUUGUGCCUUGGUACUAUAUGUAUCUCCACCGGAAGGAAUCAGGUUUGCAGAUACUCCUAUCACUUAUCAGUGUUACAACUACCAGCAGUUGUUUCUUCUGAACACCAAUCAUUAGCAGUUUAAGUAUAUCUGUGUGGGGUUUUAACAAGAAAGGGUGUGUCAAACUUAUUUUGUUGCUUGUUCA